Molecule: messenger RNA, 1318 nt
Organism: Hyalella azteca
Lineage: Eukaryota; Metazoa; Arthropoda; Malacostraca; Amphipoda; Hyalellidae
Product: repulsive guidance molecule A
Exons: 6
Coding region: 196-1200 (334 amino acids)
Biological process (GO): BMP signaling pathway
Cellular component (GO): plasma membrane
Molecular function (GO): coreceptor activity
Source: RefSeq, a predicted model, not a curated record
UCUCUCAACCCCAUUUAUUUUUAUUAAAAAACUAAUCUUAUUCCACGCCCUCGUGUUCCCUCAGGUAGCGCGCUGGGCUUCUGCCCUCAGGACUCGUGCACCAACAAGUACAUUGAGCUCAGAUCUUCCCUCGGUGUCGACGAGGGCUCGAACGCCCUCUUCUGCGUGCUGCUCAGACGCUACCGCGAGUGUACGAUGAACUUCGAGGGUUUGUGUCGCGGCGACAUCAACUUUCAUUCGAACUUAAAAGUUAUUAAUUCACUGCUAGCGCGGCACGAAUGCUCGCAGUUUGGUGAGGAUUUCGAUUCCCUCAUCGAAGCGUUCUCUCUGGAUCCUGAGAAUCCUGAUUCGCAGGAUACUGGAGGGUUGGGCCCAUGCCAUUACAAGGGCGAACUGAGGCCCAGGGCCCACUGUGGCCUCUUCGGGGACCCACACCUGCGCACGUUCAAGGGGGAGUUUGUGACGUGUCGGGUGGAGGGGGCGUGGCCCCUGCUGGACACGCCCCACCUCGCCGUGCAGGUCACCAACGUCGUCGUGGGGCCUCAGCUGCAGGCCACCGCCACGUCUAAGGUGACGGUGAUAGUGCGCGGUUCAGACGCGUGCGGCUCCGGCAAGACGUACGAGGCGUCGGCCGAGCAGCUCCCCAGCGCCUUCGUCGACGGCACCAGGGAGGGCGGGGUCGAGGCGUCGGGGGCGGCGGCGGUGUGGGUGCAGGAGGUGGUGCCGGGGCAGCACGUGCACGUGGGCGUGCGCGUCGUCAACGCGACCGUCUCCAUCAGGAAGAUCCAGAGCAGAUAUUUGUCGGUCUCUGUGACGGUGCCAGAGUCGGUGCUGGGGGAAGAGCAGGGACAGGGUCUCUGCAUCACGUCAUGCCCCGCGUCAGAGACGCUCAGCAGCCCCACGCAUGAGGCCAUGCCCCAGGCUAAAGCACAAGAGCUGUGCGCACAGCACAACAUCACGGACAGCUUCCUGGACGCGUGUGUGUUCGACUUGGUCGCUACGGGGGAGACCUUCUUCAGGGACUCUGCGUCUGCUGCACAGUCGGAGCUGUGGUCCCAGGACCCGCAGACUGCGGCCUCCACACUCAGGAACUGCACACAGUGGCCCUGCACGUGGCCCACAUCUGCCACUGAAUCUCUGGGACCACUGCUGGCGAUGGUUGCUGUGUCAGUGGCCGCCGCUCUGUUGCCACUGACUUAACCAUCUGUCAUGGUCGCCGCUCUGUUGCCACUGACUUAACCAUCUGUCACGGUCGCUAUUCGCGAUUGGCAAAAAUAUUCAAAUUUGAGGGAAUUGCGAAGCAUCGAUUUUUGUACUG